Molecule: messenger RNA, 2277 nt
Organism: Psammomys obesus (fat sand rat)
Lineage: Eukaryota; Metazoa; Chordata; Mammalia; Rodentia; Muridae
Gene: Mex3b
Product: mex-3 RNA binding family member B
Exons: 2
Coding region: 1-1746 (581 amino acids)
Molecular function (GO): RNA binding
Source: RefSeq, a predicted model, not a curated record
AUGCCCAGCUCGCUGUUUGCAGACCUGGAGCGCAACGGCAGCGGCGGCGGCGGCGGCGGCGGCGGCGGCGGGGGAGGCGGCGGCGGGGGUGGCGGCGGCGGCAGCGGCGGGGGAGAGACUCUGGAUGACCAAAGAGCCCUGCAGCUCGCGCUGGAUCAGCUCUCCCUGUUGGGACUGGACAGCGACGAGGGCGCCUCUCUGUACGACAGCGAGCCGCGCAAGAAGAGCGUGAACAUGACCGAGUGCGUGCCGGUCCCCAGUUCCGAACACGUCGCGGAGAUCGUAGGGCGGCAAGGUUGUAAAAUCAAAGCUUUGAGGGCGAAGACCAACACUUACAUCAAGACCCCAGUUCGCGGGGAGGAGCCUGUCUUUGUUGUGACGGGCAGGAAGGAAGAUGUGGCCAUGGCUCGGAGGGAGAUCAUCUCCGCCGCGGAGCACUUCUCCAUGAUCCGAGCUUCACGGAACAAGAACACGGCUCUCAACGGCGCUGUGCCGGGACCGCCCAACCUGCCAGGGCAGACCACUAUCCAAGUGAGGGUGCCUUACCGCGUGGUGGGGCUCGUGGUGGGGCCGAAGGGCGCCACGAUCAAGCGCAUUCAACAGCAGACGCACACGUACAUCGUGACGCCCAGCCGGGACAAGGAGCCCGUGUUCGAGGUGACCGGGAUGCCAGAGAACGUGGAUCGCGCCCGCGAGGAGAUCGAAGCUCACAUCGCGCUGCGCACGGGCGGCAUCAUCGAGCUGACAGACGAGAACGACUUCCACGCCAACGGCACAGACGUGGGCUUUGAUCUGCACCACGGGUCCGGCGGGUCCGGGCCGGGCAGUCUCUGGAGCAAGCCCACGCCGAGCAUCACCCCCACCCCUGGCCGCAAGCCCUUCUCCAGCUAUCGCAAUGACAGCUCCAGCUCCCUUGGCAGCGCGUCCACAGACUCCUACUUCGGCGGGGGGACCAGCGGCAGCACGGCGGCCACUUCACGGCUGGCGGACUACAGCCCCCCCAGCCCUGCACUCAGCUUUGCCCACAAUGGGAAUAACAAUAACGGCAACGGUUACACCUACGCUGCGGGGGAAGCCUCAGUGCCUUCCCCGGAUGGCGGUCCCGAGCUGCAGCCUACUUUCGACCCGGCUCCCGCCCCACCGCCGGGGACACCCCUCCUCUGGGCCCAGUUCGAGCGCUCCCCCGGAGGUGGAUCUGCGGCGCCAGUGUCCUCUUCCUGCUCUUCCUCGGCGUCCUCCUCUGCCUCGUCGUCCUCUGUGGUCUUUCCCGGGGGCGGUGCCAGCAGCACGCCCUCCAAUGCCAACCUGGGGCUGCUGGUGCACCGCCGGCUGCACCCGGGCACCAGCUGCCCGCGCCUGUCUCCGCCCUUGCACAUGGCCCCGGGGGCGGGAGAGCACCACCUUGCCCGGCGCGUGCGAAGCGACCCGGGGGGUGGAGGCUUGACCUACGCCGCCUACGCUAACGGGCUAGGGGCACAGCUCCCCGGCCUGCCCUCGUCGGACACCUCGGGCUCCUCCUCGUCCUCCAGCUCUUCCUCCAGCUCUUCCUCCUCUUCCUCGGGGCUGAGGCGCAAAGGCAGCCGCGACUGCUCCGUGUGCUUCGAGAGCGAAGUGAUCGCUGCGCUAGUGCCCUGUGGCCACAACCUCUUCUGCAUGGAGUGUGCCAACCGCAUUUGUGAGAAGAGCGAGCCCGAGUGUCCCGUCUGCCACACCGCGGUCACUCAGGCCAUCCGCAUCUUUUCCUGAAGGCAGUGCGCGCGUGCGCACACUGUGCAGGGAAGGAGGGUUCCCUCCCUAGACCCUCAUUCCCUAGGGCCUACCUGCCCAGACGCCUCUGGUGCCCACCUCUUUCCACCCUACCCUCCUCACUCUCAGAGAUCCCAGAGGAGCUUGGAAAGCUGUAGUAUCCGCUCAUUUUUAAAAUGUCAUUUUUAAACAAAGGAACUUGCCAGGAUCUCUGCAUCAGGAGUACUGUAGUCUCCGAAACCACCCGAAUUGCAUGCUCUAUAAAUAAUAGGACCGGCGACAUUCUAGUAACGAUAGUUUUUACACUGUACUUAAUAGGAAGCUUCCAAAAGAAGAAAACCCCACAAGUUUUCCAUUUUCUUGAAGUAGGAGAAAAAUGAACAGUAAUUAUGAAGAUGAUAAAUAAUUGUGCUAUGGGAUGUGUGGACUGUUUUGUGUGUCUCCCUUCGUGGGUGGGUUCCUACAGCACUCGUUCUAGAACUCAAGUGGAUCCUUUUUGAAUGUUCAUGGAAGGGCCAGGAGUUCUGUACA